This is a messenger RNA of Myxocyprinus asiaticus (Chinese sucker), 2408 nucleotides long. Its product is annotated as G protein-activated inward rectifier potassium channel 3-like. Gene Ontology annotation, biological process: potassium ion import across plasma membrane; regulation of monoatomic ion transmembrane transport. Lineage: Eukaryota; Metazoa; Chordata; Actinopteri; Cypriniformes; Catostomidae. Bases 150 to 1928 code for a protein of 592 amino acids. Gene Ontology annotation, cellular component: plasma membrane. The record is from RefSeq and is a predicted model, not a curated record. Gene Ontology annotation, molecular function: inward rectifier potassium channel activity. The transcript is spliced from 4 exons.
CAUAACUUUGAUGUCCACUACUGUGAUGACUAGGUUUGUGCUCAGUACUUGCAAGAGCAGCUACUCACUGUCCAAAGCUGUAGCUGGAAUCACCGUCGUCGGGUUUUGGAUCCAACCUACCUGUUAAGAGUAGAGCCACUUUCAGAAUCAUGCUGAGUGCGGUCAGAAGUUCUCCUGUCGCAGAUGGCAGAGGGACCUCAAGGCCAACACAAGAUAAUACCAGGACCAAACCAGCAUCCAUCAACAAUCCUAGCCUAAGGCCAAAAUCCAGCUUUGUUGUGUUGUCCAAACCUGGAGAUGGAGUGCGCCACCAGAUGAACACUACCACUAUUCUGGCUUUGAGUGAUAAUCAACCCGAUUCAGUCAGUGGAAAUCCCCUUCCAUUGCCUGACAUCAUGCCAAGUCAGGCCACCAGCCCAUGUGUGUCCAUGCGGCGCCACAAGAGCACUACAGACUUGCCAUACAGCCCACAGCGCGGGUACAUACGUGGCCAGAGGCCUAGUAUUUGCACUCCCACUGAGGCUGAAAUGGAGCUUUUGAGGCGCUGCUCCUUACACGAGGCUAACAUUAGUCCAUGUUGUCGCCAUGCGCUUAGUGUUCCCAACAUGACUAGCCUAAACACCAACCCUCUGUGCAGUGCCACAGCCACUCCAUCCCGCAGUGCCCUCUGCACACCUGUGCGAGAAAUAGAGUGUAGCGCUAAAGCGCGAAGCAAGCUAAUAGAGACAGAGACUGCACAGACUCCCACCUGCCCUCCGGAGCUUCGCGAGCAGUACCGCUAUGUGUCCAAGGAUGGGAAGUGUCGGGUAGACUUGGCACACAUGGCUGAGAGAGAACGCUUCUUGGCGGACAUCUUUACCUCCUUUGUGGACCUUCAGUACAGAUGGUUUCUCUUUGUCUUCAUGAUGUGCUAUGCAGUCACUUGGUUUAUCUUUGCAGGGCUGUAUUCACUAAAUGCAUUCUUGCGUGGAGAUCUUGAAAUUCCUCCAAAGAGUGCUGAUGAUGUACUGGCAGGUCGUGAGGUAUGUUACCCCAAUGUGGAUGGCUUUGUAUCAGCGUUGCUCUUCUCAGUAGAAACACAAAGAACAAUUGGCUACGGUGCCCGUACUGUCUCUCCAAGCUGCCAUGAAGGUGUACUUUUGGUCAUGGCACAGUGCAUAGUGGGAUCCAUGAUUGACGCCCUCAUGGUGGGCUGCAUGUUUGUCAAGAUUUCGCGUCCCAAGAAACGUGCAGAAACGCUUCUUUUUAGCCGAACUUGUGUUGUGGCCAACCGUGACGACCGUCUCUGCCUUAUGUUCCGUCUUGGUGACCUGCGUGAUAGCCACAUGGUAGAUGCCAAAGUACGCGCUAAACUCAUCAAGUCUCGGCAAACAUCUGAGGGUGAAUUUCUCCCCUUGGAGCAGUCCGAGAUAAACCUUGGCUACGAGAGUGGCUCUGACCGUCUAUUUCUGGUGGAGCCCCAGGUCAUUCAACACACCAUAGAUUCUAACAGUCCUUUCUGGGAGCUUGGCCCUGGGCAGCUACGGAAGCAACAGUUUGAGAUCAUCGUCAUCUUGGAGGGUAUUGUGGAAGCCACAGGAAUGAUGUGCCAAGCAAAAACCUCCUACAUCGAGACGGAGAUAGAGUGGGGAGCCCGUUUCGAGCCGUGCAUGACACUGGAGAAGGGGGCAUUCCGGGUCGACUUGCGACGCUUCCACAGCACCUAUCCAGUGCCUCUUCCGCCGUGCAGUGCGAGAGAUGCGAACCACCUACAGACUCUGCAAGCGGGACUAGAGCUUCAGGAAUCUCUCAAAGAGAGUGUCAACUGGAUAUUAGGCGGGAAUGAUCAAGAAGACAACACUGUGAAACCGCCAGGAGUGCGCGCGUUCACUAUCGACAACAUCCAGGAGGAGCGAGUGUCUGAAGUGAACGAAUGCGAUUCUCCUUAGUUAGAUUCUCGCACAAGAUAUUGUUGUUUUUAAAUUGUUUGGGAGAUAAUUUGUACGAUCAUGGCUGGAUCUUAAAGGUGAUGGAUAGACAUUUAUUUGCUAAUAAUGCUAGUAGGUGCAUAUAUGUUGUGGCCAAACUUAUUAUAAAGUGUAUAGAAAUUAAUGAAUGUCAAGUAAUGAGGUGGAUGAGAACAUAGAGCUAAUAAGUUUGCUUAAAAAAGUAAACAGUAUUUUUCUUGGCAUCUCGUCCAUACUGUAUUAUACUGUUUAAUAGAUUCAAUAAAUCUAUUUUACACGCAAAAUAGACAUAUAGUAGAAUCAUUUCAUUCCUACGAAGACCUGGGGGCAGUUUACAUCAAACACGUUUGCGUUGUUGCGGCGCGUUUUCUAGACGCCGUGUCAUGUUAAAAGAACGUCUGCUUUAACAAGUGCGCCUCGAGACAUCUGCGUUCAGUGCUGUGUUGGGCUGCGUCUUACUCC